This is a messenger RNA of Saprolegnia parasitica CBS 223.65, 171 nucleotides long. RefSeq lists its product as hypothetical. NCBI's taxonomy places the organism in Eukaryota, Oomycota, Saprolegniomycetes, Saprolegniales, Saprolegniaceae. The transcript is spliced from 2 exons. The coding region runs from base 1 to 171 and encodes 56 amino acids. The record is from RefSeq and is a predicted model, not a curated record.
AUGGGCUUUCCAUCGCUCUCGCUCGCCACCUUUAAGAGCACGCCGUCGUUCAACGAGGACGCGCGCGUCUCGGCGCUCGACAAGGUCUCGAUCCUCUCCAACUAUUACACAUCGCCCGCGCCCCUGUGCCCGCAGACGCCGCCGGCCUACCAGACCCGCCACACCUUCUAA